CGGCUGUACGACAUGCAGCACACGCCCAUGCCGUUCGGCGACGAGGUUGAACCCACCAUCAUCGAGCGCAGCGUCCAGCCCUGCAGCGAGAGCAUCAUCAGCAGCUUCGCCUGGCAUCCGUCCGCCCAGAACCGCAUGGUGGUGGUGUCGCCCAACCGGGUCAUGAACGACUUCACGGUCUUCGAGCGCAUAUCGCUGGCCUGGAGCUCCACCACGGCGCUGAUGUGGGCGUGCGGGCGGCACCUGUACGAGUGCGCGGAGGACGCCGGUCAGGGGGCGGUCGCUGCUGAGAAGGACAUCGCCACUAAGAUGAGGGAGCGAGCGCAGUCGCGUUACGGCCACGACACUGUGCAGGUGUGGAGGAACCACGUGCUGGCCGGAGGAGACGACCCGCAGCUGAGGUCGCUCUGGUACACGCUCCAUUUUAUGAAACAGUACACUGAAAAUGUGGAGCAGAAGCAACAGAGCAAUAAACAGUCGCUCAUCUACUCAGGCAUCAAAAACAUCGUCAAGUCCAGCUCUGGCACUACAGAGACACGGCGCUGCUGGUCGGGUUCAGACAGGCAGACCGAUGUACCGCGGUACCACAGCGAGGAGCGCAGUCUGGCUCUGCAGCUGUGUGGUUGGAUCAGUCGAGGGCCUGACAUCGAUGUGGAGCCCUUCCUGAAGUCUCUGGAGCAGGAGGGCGAGUGGGAGAGAGCCGCUGCUGUCGCUCUCUUUAACCUGGACAUCCGACGGGCCAUUCAGAUUCUUAACAAAGGAGCUUCAGCAGAGAAAGGUGAUCUGAACCUGAACGUGGUGGCCAUGGCUCUGUCAGGCUACACUGAUGAGAAAAACUCCCUGUGGAGAGAGAUGUGCAGCUCUCUCAGACUCCAGCUGAAGAAGCCGUACCUGUGUAUCAUGUUUGCCUUCCUCACCAGUGAACCUGGCGCCUAUGAUGCCGUCUUGUAUGAGAGUCGUGUGGCUGUCAGGGACAGGGUGGCAUUUGCAUGUAUGUUUCUAAAUGACGCUCAGUUGCCUCGUUACAUAGACAAGCUGACCAAUGAGAUGAAGGAGGCUGGUAAUCUGGAGGGCAUCCUGCUGACAGGACUGACGAAAGACGGAGUGGAUCUCAUGGAGAGUUAUGUAGACCGAACCGGAGACGUGCAGACGGCCAGUUUCUGCAUGCUCAAAGGCUCCCCAGGAGAGGUGCUGAAGGACCCUCGGGUGCAGUGCUGGAUCGAGAACUAUCGCAACCUGUUGGACGCAUGGAGGUUUUGGCAUAAACGGGCUGAAUUUGACAUUCAUAGGAGCAAAUUGGAUCCCAGCUCAAAACCACUUGCACAGGCUAGAAUCAAGUUGUUUUUAUUUCUGGCAGUUGUUAACAGGUCUCUAAUCCACUUGCCUCAUCAGGGCCGUGGAUUCAGUCAGUACGGGGUCAGCGGUUCACCCACCAAGUCAAAGGUCACCAGUUGCCCUGGCUGUCGUAAACCACUUCCACGCUGUGCCCUCUGCUUAAUGAACAUGGGCACUCCUGUGUCCAGCUGCCCAGGCACAGGAAAAGCAGAUGAGAAAGCCGAUCUCACACGAGACAAAAAACUCGCACAGUUCAAUAACUGGUUCACCUGGUGCCACAACUGCCGGCACGGUGGUCACGCGGGUCACAUGCUCAGCUGGUUUAGAGAUCACAGUGAGUGCCCAGUUUCGGCCUGCACCUGUAAAUGCAUGCAGCUGGACACCACAGGCAACCUGGUGCCUUCUGAUAGUGUAUAAAGGCCUUUCUGACUUAAAUCUCCCACAUUACUAGAGUAGUCAACAUGUGAAGUGGAUCAUAACCUUUCAUCAAAGUUGUCCUAAAACCUAAAACCAAAUUCGUUCUCGUCUUAGGACAACUUUGAUUCACUUUUUUGAUCCACUUCAAAUGUUGACUACUGUAGAAACCAGCUACCAACAUUAGUACUGUAAGUGAUAAUGGCAAAGUUCUCAUAGUUUCAGAAGUUAAAGAUGAGCAUAUGUGUCUUUUCUGAAGUGAUCUGCACACCUCACUGGUAUUGAAGUUGAUGACAGGUGCUCUAUUGUCACAGGAACUAAAGCAGUUAAAUUGUUAGGAUUAUGUUACCCAUGAUUAACUCACUCACCCACCCACGGGCAGUUGUGUUUUCUCAGACAUCUGACCUUCUCGAGAGACAAGCUAUGUGAAUGUCUGACCUAUGCAUUUGUGGUCCAGUAGCAGGAGUUUCUAGGAAUAAAACUAUUUCAGUACCAACUUUAGAGACAGGGAAAGAGAUACCACAACAGUUUAACCUGAGGAGUUUGAAUGCAUGUAAGGAAUAUUUUGUUUAUAUCUUAGAAAGUGCUUUCACACGGUCCAUAACUACUUCCACUACUUGCCUUUGAGUUUAGCGAUUUAUAUUGUUUUAUUAUUCUGUAUUUAUUGCAUAUUACUCCAUACCACGCUGAACCUCAGUCAGCUGUUGAAAAUUAGAUUUGUCAGAGAUCUACAAUACAGGUCAAAUGAUCUACACUUGAAAGUAGUAAAGUGUCUAUUCAGUUUGUUUUAAAAAUAGCUUUUAACAAAUAACACAAAGUGAUUUUUGUUGUUUAAGAUGUGUAGGUUUAACAUUAGUUCUGGCUAAGUGUUGCAUUGUUUGGAUCCAAAGGUAAUGCUGUUUUGUAAUGCUUACCUUAAUUUAUUGCACAAUCAAUGCAACAAUUUAACAAUCUAACUAUUUAAAUGAUUGUGUCUUUAUUUUUUGAAAAGCAAAAAUAACUUACAUCAAUGACUAAUGUUAUUAAAACAUUUUUUGAAGGA
This is a messenger RNA of Sinocyclocheilus rhinocerous, 2791 nucleotides long. RefSeq names its product WD repeat-containing protein mio-like. The annotation marks the transcript as partial. Gene Ontology annotation, biological process: cellular response to amino acid starvation; positive regulation of TORC1 signaling. Gene Ontology annotation, cellular component: cytoplasm. The transcript is spliced from 10 exons. Lineage: Eukaryota; Metazoa; Chordata; Actinopteri; Cypriniformes; Cyprinidae. The record is from RefSeq and is a predicted model, not a curated record.